This is a messenger RNA of Cotesia congregata, 330 nucleotides long. The record is from the annotation of a GenBank genome assembly. NCBI's taxonomy places the organism in Eukaryota, Metazoa, Arthropoda, Insecta, Hymenoptera, Braconidae.
AUGCGGCAUGAAACAUUCCAUGACACGACAGAUUUAAAGAAGCGCAAGCCAAAUCGUCUCCGAGGAACUCCAGCAAAUAAAUAUUCUCAUGCGUUAAGUUUUGCUUGUGUUUUAGGGUUUGCGUUGGGUUGUAAUUUAUUUACAAGAGCCGAAUGGGCGCAACCUUACUUAAUCCGGUUUUUCGAGAACACAGCACCGUCAGUACACCAGGAACGGCAAAAGUGGAUGAUAAAUGACCCGUUGAUAAACUCAAUAAUAAAAAACAAGCAGGAAAAAGCAGAAGGAAUCGUAAGAGAAGACGGAAGAGUUUACAGCUCGGCUACCUACUAG